GGGCGGGCGUCCCCAGGUGUCGCGUCUGAGGCUGCGCGUCGCGAGGAAUUCCCACGGUCCUGCCGCCCCGCGCCACCGCCGCGGUCUUCUGCCACAGAUUUCUGCCACUGAACUCGGAGGCACAGAAUGAUUUGGGAAGUAGCCGUGUUGCUCAGCGUGGUCCUGGGCAUCGGUGCUGUUCCUGUAGAUGAUCCCGAGGAUGGGGGCAAGCACUGGGUGGUGAUUGUCGCGGGUUCAAACGGCUGGUACAAUUAUAGGCACCAGGCGGAUGCAUGCCACGCCUACCAGAUUGUUCACCGAAACGGGAUUCCUGAUGAACAGAUCAUUGUGAUGAUGUAUGAUGACAUAGCCAACUCUGAAGACAACCCCACACCAGGAAUUGUGAUCAACAGACCCAAUGGCUCAGACGUGUACGCGGGGGUCCCGAAGGACUACACGGGCGAGGAUGUCACCCCACAAAAUUUCCUCGCCGUGUUGAGAGGCGAUGAGGAAGCAGUGAAGGGCAAAGGAUCUGGAAAGGUCUUGAAGAGCGGCCCCCGGGACCAUGUGUUCGUUUACUUCACCGAUCACGGAGCCACCGGUAUACUGGUGUUUCCGAAUGACGAUCUUCACGUGAAGGACCUGAAUGAGACCAUCCGUUACAUGUAUGAACACAAGAUGUACCAAAAGAUGGUCUUCUACAUUGAAGCCUGUGAGUCUGGGUCCAUGAUGAGGCACCUGCCCGCCGACAUCAACGUGUAUGCGACCACCGCUGCCAACCCAACAGAGUCAUCCUACGCCUGUUACUAUGAUGAGAAGAGAUCCACGUACCUGGGGGACUGGUACAGCGUCAACUGGAUGGAGGACUCAGACGUGGAGGAUUUGACCAGAGAGACCCUCCACAAGCAGUACCAGCUGGUGAAGUCUCACACCAACACCAGCCACGUCAUGCAGUACGGGAACAAGUCCAUCUCCACCAUGAAAGUGAUGCAGUUUCAGGGUAUGAAACACAAAGCCAGCUCUCCUAUCUCCCUGCCUCCGGUCAGACACCUUGACCUCACCCCAAGCCCUGAGGUGCCCCUCACCAUCUUGAAAAGGAAGCUGAUGAGCACCAAUGAUCUGCAGGAGUCCAGGAAUCUCGUGGAGCAGAUCCACAGGCAUCUGGAUGCGAGGCACGUCAUCCAGAAGUCAGUGCGGAAGAUGGUCUCCUUGCUCGUGAGCUCGGAUGCUGAGGCGGAGAGGCUACUGUCCAGGAGAGCCGAGCUCGGGGCGCAUGCCUGCUACCAGGCAGCCGUGUCGCACUUCCGCACACACUGCUUCAACUGGCACUCCUCCACGUACGAGCAUGCUCUGAGACACUUGUACGUGCUGGUCAACCUUUGUGAGCAGCCUUAUCCGAUCGACAGAAUACAGUUGGCCAUGGACAAGGUUUGCCUUCAUUACUACUGAAACACUUGCCUUCCUGAUGCUUUGCCCCAUGUGAACACUGCCCCUUACAAUGUGUGCUCAUCCCAGUUGCAAGAUGGGGAGCCGGCAGGAGGCCGCCCCCAGGGGCUCCGGGUGCUGCCGGGGGAUGCGGUCGGGCCACCCACCCUCCAGGGCCCUUCCCUCCUCCCCCAGCUUCCUCCAGGUCCUGUGUGCCGCUCCAAUAAAACUACACAUUGGCCUGGGUAAAGCUCAGUGUUGAGAAAGGUAAUAUUUGCUUUUUGAGGAGGUUUUGGGGCUCAUUUGUUUUCCAGGAGCAGGAGGUUGACGAGGGGCUUCCACAGACAGUGAAGGGUUCUGAGGAAUUGGAAGCUGGAACCUUUAUCGAAGAGGGAGGGAUGGAACCCCCAAAUGGAAAAUACUAUGAUUUUUUUGUUUUUGUAUCUUACUUAUCAACAAUGGGCAAGGCUUAAAAAAAAAAAAAAAAAAAGAUUUAUCACUGAACCUGAGCAUUAACUUCAAGGCCCCUGACUUGGCACCUGAUGCUCCUGCCUACAGCAGUCCCCCUGCCCCCCACCCCUGCUUCCUGCUCCUCUGUGCUCCCGGACUUUUCAACCUCCUGUGCCUUUGCCACCUGCUGGUCCCCUCGCCCCCAGAGUGCCUUUCCCUUCAUGGGAUAGAUUCUCAGGAUGUGUCUGAAGUGCCACUUCGCCCUUGAACCUUCUUCACCUUCCUCCUGCCCCCCCCAUGCCCCAUGGAAAGUCCUCUCCCCUGUCUGUCUUGCGUUGUUUUGCAUCGGUCGUGGCUAGUGUCAGGGUCUGCCUUUCCCGGGUCGGGGGGUUGGGUGUCUCAGCUCCUGGGGGGCAGAGGCUGCCUGGCUGACUGUUUCCCUCGGCCCGGUGCCCCACACGGGGACGGACUCACGAGGGGCUAAAGACGAGUCAGUAACACGAGCUACAUCCACGCAGUGGAAUAUCCUAGAGAAGUACAAGGAACCAAGUGCCGAUGCCUGUUAGGACAUUGAGCCAAGUCACCAGUCACCAAAGACCACGCAUUCUAGGAUCCUGUUUACAGCUGAUGUCUGGAAUAAGCCAGUCCGUAGAGACGGAGCGUAGCUGAGGGGUGCCAGGCAGUGGGGAGAGCGGGAAACGGGGAAGUAGUGAUUGCUGAGGGGCAUGCAGACCUUCUGCGGUGAUUGACAGUGUUCUGGCCUGGGUUGUGACGGCUGCACGACUCUUGAGUACACAAAAAGCCCCCGAAUUGUACACAUUAAGUGGAAUUAUGUGGUUUGCGCCUUUCGUUUCAGUGAUGCUGUUUUUAAAAAAUAAGCCAUAGAGCCCAGUGCUGUUUAGAUAGAUAGCGACAGAGAAAGCAGGGGACACCACCUAAGCGCUCGCCCUGAUGACCGCCUGUCUUUACGUCGUGAAACGGGUCUUCUUCAGCAGCGAUCGAUGCCUUUGAAGUUUGGCGUUAAGGACUAGAAGUUGGGACGCUGGCCAGUAGGGUUAUGUCUGUGACAAAUUCCAGGUGAUACUUUGGUUUCUAAUGGAUCCACUUUUCAUCACAGAUUAUCCUUUCUCAAUGAGGUGGGCCUGCUGGCUAAUCGCGUGACUUCAGGGAAAAGAACUCUUACUGUCCUAGAGACUUGGGGGAGCUCUAGGGUUUUAGGUGACAAGUACAAGAAGCCUACUGUGUGUUAUCACUAAUGUUCAGUGACGGGCAAACCUGAGGGCUGGCUGAUGAUCAAAGAAAAGCAGACACUGAAAAGGAGAAAAUUGAAAGGAAGUCUUAGGAGGCCUCAAGAUACAGGUGGCAAAAAGCUCUGCGCCUGUGUUCUUAGCAAUUGUUGAUGACUCUCGUGGUCCUCUCUGUAGAAUGAAAGUAUACUUACCUGUUUAAUAAAUACAGAAGCUUGAAUAUUCAUGGUUCUAAACGUCAAGAGCAGCUGUGUUUUGUUUCUCAAAUAAAUGACAGUUCCUUAA
Callorhinus ursinus (northern fur seal) is the source of this 3386-nucleotide messenger RNA. It is a transcript of the gene LGMN, whose product is annotated as legumain. Gene Ontology annotation, molecular function: cysteine-type endopeptidase activity. The record is from RefSeq and is a predicted model, not a curated record. Gene Ontology annotation, biological process: vacuolar protein processing. NCBI's taxonomy places the organism in Eukaryota, Metazoa, Chordata, Mammalia, Carnivora, Otariidae.